AUGACGAAUACAGCAGGUAUGUCAGACGCAUCCUUUUCGGACGCAGAGGACAUUGAUGGAGACAUCAACUCGCAAUCGGGCCGAAACGCUCUUCACAAUGAAGCCACAGCUGUUCCGAGAGCACUGGCACCGAGCUCGAAUGCACAAGGCAACAGACCUCCGGAGACGGGCUUCAAUGAAGUAUGGUUUACCAACACUCAGGCAAUCUACUUGAUGAAUGUGAGGCAACGAGGCAAGGAAGCGUGCCUGUGGAGGGAGGCUCUCAAGUUCUGGCACUCUAGGAUCCAGAACGCUCCCUAUGAGAGGGUGAAGAUCAGCGUUGCGCGGAAGGUCCUGGUGGCAGCGCGGCUGACUGGUCUGAAUCAGCCGAUCUACUACGAGACGUUUCGACGCCUGGGACCUCGAAUCCUUGAGAAUGAAGAGAGCAACAUGGAUAGUCUUCUAGAGGCGAUGAGGCCUCUUCAUUCCGAUAGCAAUUGGUACAGGAGGUUCUACGGUGCAGAAGAUCGUUGGGACAGAGAUUUUUUGAGCUAUCAUCUGGAAAAGCUGACUGGAGUCUCCACGUCGACUGAGAAGCACACAGAAGAGAAGUUUGGUUUCUCCAUAGUGCACGUGAGGUCAAAGCGUUACCAUCCUGUUGAAAUGGCAGCCAUACUCCGAGGUCUCGUUGGAACGACUCGUGACAAGAUGCCUGGAGAUCUUGAUGCAAACUUGACCGAGGAAUGGUUGAAACGUGCUGAGAAACUGGAGGACCUUCAGAAUGAUGAGCUGAACAACGUUUACACCGAGGUUCAGAUGUUCAUCAUCCGGUGCAUGGAACACUAUUACCGAGCUCAACAAUCUCUCGAGAGUGCCAUGCGACGGGCCGCAGACGUCGGAGUGAUUCCGUUUUGUAAGCUGGACAGUGUUGAUCGCUAUGACUUUGAAAACACCGAGCUUGACAGGUUUUACCAUGACCAUCCUGGCGGACAAGAGACUGCUACUCUAGAGCAGAUCGAGGGAUAUGUGAAUGAGGAGAAGCGAGUGUGGGAUAAGUGGAAGUCGGUGCUGGACUUUGAAGGAGUGCCUGAACCACAGAUCUUCAAGUUCCUUGACGACCUCAGUGCACCGUCGAUGAUGACGAAUCUCACGAGCUACAUCAAGGUUUACAUGGAACGAAAGGUGAACCUGCGGGAGAAUGCUCGGAGAGCCGGACGUCUGGCGUGUGUGCGGGAAGCAAUCUUGGAGUCCCAGAAACAAGUGCAGGAUGCCAAGACCAUGCACGGCGAAGGAAGGCGCAUUGCUGUGUUUGGGUACAAGAUGGCACACAAUGAGAAAAAGGGAGUCCCCGAGUCCGAAGAAAAGUCGGUAGUUGUCAGGAUGGUCUCUUUGUACAGGAAGACAGACUCUAAUGACUCUCGGCAAGAGCUGGACUCUCGUUUGUUUGAGAUAGGCUUGAGCCUGUCUGGGAACUAUCUGAACUUUGACCUCAGUGUUGAACAUGACGAUACGGUGGAUGUCUUGAAGACUUGCGGUCUAGGGAUAGAAACAUCGGACUCAAUCAGUUUCUAUCAGUUCGUCAACCGUGACAAGCACUCUCCCAACGCCAAGACGGUCGAAGAGAUCUUGUCGCAGACAAAUCCGUCGACUCCAAAGUUCACUCACAUCCUGCUUGUCCUCAACGACAAGAGAUCGGAAGGCGGGUCCCAUUUUCAAGACAUCUCAGAUGCAGGAAGCCGAUUUCUGAUAGACCUGCGCGAGGUUGGCAACGUCAAGACUGAGGGUGUUGGGUACAGUGCCUUGGCCGUGGAGCCGAUCGCCUCAGUUUGUCAGGUUGGUGAAUCAACCGAAGUCCUCCCCUUCUACCGUCUAGCUGUGCUGAUGCCCCCGAGUGCCGUGUACCAGACUGGAACUGGCCGAUUGACCGCGACAGCACCGCGAGGUCAAGGGUUCAUGGAGAGUGCAGAAGUAAUCGCAGAGGUGCUUGGAUUGAAUGCCAUCGAUCGACAAAACAUGACUCAAGAUGAUUAUUCAAACUUGAUCAUGAAGGAGAUUGAGAACAACGCGCUGGUUUUGUACUAUGCCAGUGUCCAGCUGCUACACGCUGUCCACCCGGAUCUUGCAAACUUGGUUACUAAGUUUUGGGAAUCGAAGAUGAAGGGGGCCUUCGAGAAUCUGAACAGACUGAGUGUGACUGAGCAAGAGAGCAGAAGGAUUGUGUUGAAUCUGAUCACCGCGGGGUCUUCCAACAGCUUUGAAAAUGACAACUUCAAUGUCGUGAGCCCUGAGGCUUCCGAUGCAGACAGAUCCGUGCAUUUCGUUGGCAUGAGGGCAAAUCUCAACAAGAGGAUCGCAAUCGUCUCUGAAGAUCACCUGACCUACUUGCCCACAAUCAUUUCUAAGGAAACUCACUUUGCACAAGAAGAAGUCUUUGUGGAGGAAAGCAAUUUCGAGUCUCUCUUCUUGAAGCUCAAGCAAGCGAACCCAACUUCCAUCACGUUCCUGUAUGUGAACAUCACUGGGAAGAUCACGGCAGACCAGAUGAAUCAGCUCAUUACGUUACCAGCUCCUGCCUUCAAGAUGAUCUUCCGGCACUCGAACAGCAUACUCAAGCUGUUGGAAUUCAGUCCGUCAUUUAAAGACCUCAUCUAUCGUCCCGAUAGCAUCAGAGAAUCUAUUGACCAGAAAUUCCUGCCCAUUUCAUUCUCAAGGCAAUCUGCUGUCGGCUCCGUACUGAAUGAAACCUACGAUCGACUCUGUAAAACUCCUCAAGAGCUCUGCCGUUCGUAUUGGUGCAAAGAGACUCCUCUCAAGUACGCCAUGGAGUGCGGGAGGUGGCUACAGACUGUGAGGGAGUGGAUGGACCAGCCUGUCUCUCAGGCGGACAAGAUGGAAAGUUUCAUUCGCAUUCUAGUGUGCUCGGAUCACAGCUGGACUGCUAAUACUAUUUAUGAAUCGGCGUAUGAGGCUGUCAAAAUACGACUGAUCGAUGCCGGAGACAGAUCUAACUUUGACAACCUGAAGGAGUUCUUGUCUGAGAACUCAGAGCUUCGUAUCACAGGCGCUCGGGCCGAGGAGAAGAAUCGCCAGAAGAAUGUGAACAGCUCGAUCAAGUGCCCAACGAUUAUCCUUUCAAGAGCUUCGUUCCUCCCACAGAGAAAGCUCGAAGUCUUGAUAUCUCGGUGCUUCAAGUCGAACGUCAAGAUCGUUCUGCUGGUUACAUGCCCGCUUGUCAGCCUCUGCAGAUUCAGAAUCUAUCAGGACAGUCGUUCGCCACCUACAUGGAUUCAUGCUCCCAUACUGACUCAAAGGAAUAAUAUCUACCCGGAGAAGAAUAUUGACAAGUACGGGUUGAUCUGCAGAGGUCUCAAGUUGAUGUUCUCCUUAGAUCACAUCAUUACUGAUACCCAGAAAGGAUUUAUUGAAGAGUUCAUGAGAGGAGGGAUGCAGAAUCUCAAUCUACUGAACUUUCUUGACCAGAAUGACGACUUGCUGAGAGUUGAGAACAAGCAUGUCCUGGAGGAGAUCUUCAGCAAUCUGUCCAAGGCAGAUCAGCCCAUCAUGGUACCUUGCAAAGUGCUGGAAGAGGAAUGCAAAACUCUUGCUGGCCUCCUUGCACGGCAUGUCAACCAUUACAUCCGAUGCACAUCUGAAAGUUGGACUGAUGAGAUGCCAUUGAUCUGCUUUGCGGACUUCUGUCGUCAACCUUGCGUUCGGUUCUUGAGCCAGCUGCAUCGCAUUGAGGCGUACAUCCAUUUUCUUUGUCAGAACACAGACGAAGGCAGCUCUCUAGUUCACAGGGAGAAGAACCUCCCUUUCGGCCUCCCCCUGAUUCAAACGGCCAACCUGGGGGACGCCAAUGUUCACUGUGCCAACAACCCCGGCAGGCUCUUGUGCGCUGAAUUGUCUUACCAUCAGUCACACCUCCAUGAUAACCGCUCCAAGUACCCCAUGUACCUCGACCCCGGGAAGGGCGACGCCAUCAUCCGACACCAGGAGAUUAUGGAGCAUCAGUCCAUCGUGGGAGCGGAGCUGAACUGGGAGGAGAUGUUUGUCAAGUGGCAGACAGGCCCUGAGCUCACCAGCGAAGUCUUCAAGCAUAUCUGCACGCACUCGCCCAGCCGAAUCAUGCUGCUGCUGAGUUUGAGCCCUUCCCAGAUCGUGAACCUGACGCUGGGCAAGGAUGGGAUCCAGGAGAUCGAGAGGGAUUACUCUGCUUGCCAGGGACUGCUCCACAGCUUGCCGACUGACAAGUUCUACGUGCUGAGAUCUCGAACGGCAGCUAUCUGGUGGCUGCUACUGGUUUCUGGGUCCACUGCCGUGUUGACCAACGACUACUUCGAGGAGGACCAGAUUCUGCUGCUGAAGAACGGCAUCUUCUUUGAGACCAAGGGCUCCGAUGAUCAAGUAACGAGCGGUGAGAAGCUUCAAUUGUACCUCUCGGUCGCAAGGGCGAUGAUCGCGCUGGAUAAGGUGGAGACAUUGAGCGAGCAGCAUGCGAUCAGAGACUUCAUCAUGUCUGAGAAGAACAAAGUUGAGAUCAGCAAGAUGCUGUCGGACCCGAGCCUCAGGAUCGGUAGAGCUCUGAUGAGCGUUUGCCUGUCCAAAGAAAACUUGACCAAGAUACUCCAAGAGACAUAUGGGUCGGUGAUGAAGAAUAUUCUUGGCGGGUGGCUGGAAUGGGCUAAGGACGCAGACUCAGUUGCAAUGGUGGACAUGGUCAAUACUUCCACGUCGAUCGCAGCUCGGGUGAGGCCCAAGGCUCUCCUUCACCUUGUCAAGUCGGCUAAUCCUCCGUACAAGCUCACCCUCUUCAGGGAUGGGAUCCUCGUGCCAAGUCUCGAAGCCAUCAAGGCAGCGCAUGGAGAGGAGAAGGCCUUCGAUUUCUAUGCAGAGUUCUUGAACGGGUUGUGCACGCAGCAGACUCGAGCUCUUGCUGUAGAGAUGAUUGAAGUUUUGUCCGAACAUGGAUUCGAACCGCCAGUGCUUUUCCCUUCUGACCUGAUUCCUGAGCCUUGGUCCCUCAUCUACAAGACCUUUGCCGAUAACGAGUGUGCCAGGGACCUGAUGCAGAUGGCACUGUCCCACAAGUUCGACCUGCCGUUUGAAAGCUCCAAGAAGCUCUGCACGGUUUACAUCAUGCAUUUCAAGAACAAGACGUUCGAGGAGGCUGACCUGCUGAAACACGUCGAGCUGCUGCACAACGAGCUCUCCAGGAGCACUAUGUUUACCGUCAUGAACGCUACACCAGAGGAGAGCAACGAGUCCUUCCUUGCCCUCCUUUGGUUCUGCUGGUGGGCCUGUCCUGCCCGGUCCCUGCAGCUGCGUCACAGCCCGCAGCCAGGAAGCUGGAUGCUCUUCAAGAAAGUCGCUCGAGCAGCUGACCCUUCCUUCUCGUCGCUGCAGGGGCUGAGCAAUCUUGCCAGGUUCACUCUUGCUCCUCACACGCUGCCAGCCAGCAUGUUCAACGCGAUCAAGCGCAACGUGAUUGGCACGAAGAACCUCAUCGAGAACGAGAACUACGUGGUCGGUCAGGCUCAGAAAGCAGGAUGGCCCGUGUACAGUUUUAGGUGUCACUCCCGCCACCUUCCGAGGAGCUGUGUAGACUUCCUCAUCAAGUCUAUGGAGAACUCUCAGUUCCCUGGACUUCAAUUCCAGGAGAAGGAGAAGUUCAGGCGUAUGUUUCCUAUCACAGACAAGGGCGUCACCCCAGAGCUUGUGCUGCACAACCUCAACAUCCUCUUGCAUAUCGACGACACCCUCAACUCCAUCGACGAGACCAAGAUUCAGGAGCAGAGAGCGCAGAUCUUCCUGACGGGCUUGGCUUGGUUCUAUGCUGCAGGCAUGUCUCUUGAAGACCUCGGGAAGAUGAGUGGGAGUAGGCUGAAGCAAACUCUCAACAACAACCUCCUCAAGAUGCGAAAGAUAUGGAGCCAGCCCAAGUUCACUACCGAGAUGGUCUACUGUCCUCUUCCAGUGUACAUGGAUGUUCGCUUCCGGAGCGGCAAAGACAACAUUCCGCUGUUCCAAGGCAACUCCGACAGCGAGAGCUUGACGAUCCAGUGGCUGUUGACCCUUCUGCUGCAGUUCGAUGUGAGAGACAUGGGCCCCAUCACCCGAUACCUGCAGCACACGAAGAAGAUCAGAGACGGGGAGACAUACGACCAGAACUUUCCGCUCAAGUUGAUGGAGGAGGUCAUGGAGAGCAUAGCUCAUAAGCUUGAGCAGAAGUAUUCACAAGUGGAUUUCUCCGCUGAGUACAAAGACGACCCCGCAAACUUCCACGUCAUCUUCGUGCUGGACGACUCUGGCUCCAUGGCAGGGUCAGGUUGGGCAAGUCUCGUAGCUGCAGUUCGAACUUUCUUCAAUAUUCGUAAGACUGCAAGCGCAAAAGACAUGAUCUCUAUGGUUGCCUUCAACUCAUCUGCCAGGACUCUGUGCAAGAAUAUCACUCUAGACGAUGCGCUAGCGAAGUUGGACGCUUACCUUGUUCUCAAAGGAGGGGGCACUUCAUUCGGACCUGCUCUGAGCGAGGUCGACCGCAUUUUGUCGCAGACGGACAACUCUCAGCUUCCUCCAGUCAUUUUGUUCAUGUCCGAUGGCGACUCGCAUGAGAACGGAGAGCGGGAGAUGCAGCUUCUCUACUCUAAAUACUCGCAGUACGGCCUUCAAGUCAACACGCUUGCCUUCGGGACCUCGUUGCAGGUGGACAAGCUCAAGAGGCUGGCGGAAUGUGGGCAUGGGACCUUCCUGGAAGCGAUUGAUGGAUCAGCCUUGGAAGCAAAGUUUGCUGACGUGGCAACCAACCUCAAGGAGACCAGUAGGAAUCCUGCGAUUGCUCAGAGGGACUUCACUACGAAUGAGGCUCAGAUGCAAAGCAGAGUCGUCGAAGACAUGGUGACCAUCGCAGAUUUCUUCUCACAGCUGCGAUCAUGUGACGGCGAGGCAAUCAUUCAAAGUUGCGUCCAAGGCUUGUGCUCGGGUCUGAAAAGAUGUUCCGACAAGCUGCAGGUCACUGUAGCAGACACGCUGUACACGCUGAUUGGGAUCACCCCAGUGAACGAGGGGUUUGAGGUUGUGUGUAUGCUUCGUGAGUGGCAAAGACAAAACAUUGUCUACAGCUCGUCAGUUCUGAACGAGAUUGAGUACAUCGCAACGAACCUGUAUGCGAAGUAUGACUACAAGCAGCUGUCUCAAAGACUGUUGGAUCUUGUGGGCAGCAAGAAGAGAAGGAAUCACAAACACAAGCAUUACGUGAGAUGCCCGGCUCAAACCUUGCUGCCGCAAAAGAUAGAGGAUAUCUUAAAUGCUGGCAGAGAGUUGAAGAUCUAUGAGGAUAUUAUCUUCAAGGAGGGCUUCGAGUUCCACACCUCCUCUGCGCCUGCGGUUGAGACUGCAGAUCGAGGCAGCAUGGCGCGAAGGAGGGCAAAGAACGUGGAGAACAAGAGGUUCGCCAACUUCGAUCAUGUUCGCGAUCAUGACAGGCAGAGCCCUCAAGUUCUUGUCGAGCGAAAGACGUUGACGCUCUUCAAGACCGCCUUCUCCUCCGAUCGUCUCCGUCCCCAGCAGUCCAAGAGCUCGCGAGUGACCGGCAAGCUGCGAAGGGACAUGAAUCAGGCGGAGCGAACGAUCUCAGCCCGCAAGCUGGUGAGCCUCAACAUCAAGGACGGCUACGGCAUCGUCCAUAUCGUGCCAGGACUGAACCCGGUCUUGCGAAGCCCCGGAGACUCACGAAAGAUUCCUCUGUCGCAGCAGACCAACUUGCGGCGACGACAGCAGAAGAGCUUCGACGAGGCAGAGCUGGGGCAGCUCGCUGAGAUAGAAGCCAUCUUCUCCCACAACGGGGGAGCCUGGGAGCAUCUCAACAACCUCCCGAGGUUGUCGACUAUCACAGCCAAGGGGUUCUACCUGCGCAAGAACUUGGAAGGAGACUGGAUGGUCUUGUUGGGAGCAGCAUCUCUGGAUAGCGCAAAGAACCCUCCUGUCUUCCUCUACACCUUGCUAGACGUCUGCAAGCUAGCAGUGCUCGACUUCGACGCUGCUGUUCUUGAAACGAUCAAAUCAAUCGUCCAGAUGUCGUACUUUGCUGCGCAGAAAGCUCGUGGCUGGGAUGCAGAUGAAUUGAAGGAGAUCGAUCAGGUGCUGAAUGAGCUCAGGCGUAUUAGCGACGAGCAGGGGGAGGAAGAGAACUUGUUUUGCGAUUACAUCCGGUCCGAGAACAUCGUCUGCGAAGCCAUCCUGAGGAUCAUGGAUGAGAUCAAGGAGGAUGACAACGGGCUGAACACGGUGCUGGAGUACCUGGAUCUGCCGAGUUUGGAGCAGGAUCUGAAUGUCGAGAGCCAGUGCCUGACUCACCUGGGAGAGGCCAUGUCCAACAACCUGUCGCUCAUCGUCGGGAUCAGAGACUGGGUGCCAAGGUCACAGAUGGUGUUCACCUUGAAGUUGGCGGAGCAUAAUCAGAGCAGCUUCCUGGCAAGGUUGGACGAUGCGAAUGGAGGAGACGAGUUGGAAAUCAACGAAGAGGUGGAUGGAGAGCUGAGAAUCAGCUUCGAAGCCAACAACGACGAGCCGUACCUUGUUCGGUUCGAUAACGAUGGGACGCGGAAUGCCAACGCGGUGCUGAACAACCUGAUCACGGCGCACGAGCACAUCACCCAGCAGAAGUUCAUGGAGCAGUCGGUGGAGUUUCUGACCUCCAUCACCAGACGGAAGCGGCUGAACGCGCAGUCGGUCUGGACUCAGCACUUCGAAGACUCUGACUCGGAAGGGGAGGAGAAGCAGCAGGAGAAGGUCUACACGAAGAAGACCGAUGACAACACCAAGCGUCUCAUCGACUCGGCGAAGAAGGAGAGAAACCUCGGCCAAGGACAAGAGGAGAAAGUCACUUACAUAGACGAUGUGCAUGACCUGCCGACAGAUAACCCUGAGAGCAACUCCGGAACAGCUCAGAACUCCUUGUUCCCAGCCACCUGGGGCUACGGGAACAGAGUUUGCUCCAAGUUUGCCGUCAUGUCUCUCUCAGGGGAGAAGGUUCCCUUGUAUCAAGUUCAGAUCGACGUCAAGAGGCUCAAAAUCAAGUACAACGAGCGCGACGGGCUGCCGAUAGUCUACGUGUUCCACAAGAGCCUCCUAGUCAAGUCGUUGGAACAUUAUCUCAAGGUCAAGACCAAGAAGUCGAACAUCUCGGGAGACACGGACAUAUCAGAGCACAUCUACGACCUGCUCUCUCACCGCAGUGACCUGCUCAGCUGGCUCUGCAAUCUUGUCCGGUCACCCCUGCCAGAAGACGCCAAGUCUUGGUUCCUUAACCAGCUCGAAAAGGGCCCAACGACCGCGAGGGUCCCGUCGCUGUGCAUCGAAGACAGCUCUUCCGGCAGCAUAGGAGGAGACUUGAACCUGCUCGUCAUCGCCCACUGUGUGGCGAUCUCGCUGCCCUCCCCCAACCACUGCCUCUCGCUCUUCCAGAGGUCCUUCCAUGUUCCUCCUCACUUCCUGCCGUUCUGCAAGCGCAAGAACGACCUGUACGGCGUGCACAUCGUUCGUGGGGGCACGUUGGGAGAGCUGAAGAAGCACGGGGCCAUCGUUGAAGUUUGCGAUCUGGGAUAUGACGCGCUGACUCGAUCGAAGGACAACGCGAGCAUGUACCUGACCAUCAUCGGUCACUUCUCGGCCUACACUUGGCUGGUGUACGUGACCGGGCUUGACAGCAUCGAGGACGCGCUGCUGAAAUGGUUGGCGGAGUACACUCGGAUACACCCGUGGCGGUUCGUGUACCUAGAGAACACGCAGACAAGCUGGAACUUCUCGGAGAACAGAGAUCGGUGCGUGUAUGAGUUUGCUCCUGCUCCUAUUGAGAGGAGCAUCCGGAAUGAGGCAGACUUGCAGUCAGAGCACGUUGUCCGACUGCGCCCCACACACAUUCAGCCCUACCCGAGGAUGAAAGAGUCCAUCGCCAAGUUCGAGGCUGUCAAUGGCAAGCCUUUCUACAGCAGCUGGGAGAAGACCGAGAGGUUUGUGUCGGAGUUCUUCGGAGGGGAAGGGGGCAGUAAGAGCGAGAAAGACUUUGCCGACUACAGGACGUCGCUGAAAGACAUCAUGCUGGAAGCCAAGCCCUGCCUCGUCCUCCUCUGCUCUCCCCCUGGAGCAGGAAAGAGUUUCUUCUCCAACCAGAUCGCAGAGGAGCUCAAGGGAAGGCAUCAGAUGUCCAAGGCCUUCAUAGAUGGUAGUGACGAUCGGCUUGUCGACAUGGCCCUGACGGAGAUCCUCGAGUGCGAGAUCGCGGACUCCUCGGCUCACCUCUUUCUCAUAGUCGACGAGUUCCACAUGCUCAAGGACGUCCACAAGGUUCAGCUCUUCCAGUGGCUGCGGCUCAACGUGCGAAGGCUCCACGUGCUGCUGAUUGCCAACCGGAAGGACUCCCGAGACCUGGAGCACCUGAAACAGCUCAAGGAGGAUGGAACCAAGAUCGGCAUCGAGCCCGAGCGCGUGGUCGACAUCGUGACGCGUCUCGGAAACACCCUGCUGAGCGAGGUGAUGGACGCCAAGAAGACCCGCAACGGCUCAGGGAUCCGCAAGUGGAUGCACUGCGCCCGGUGCAUCUUUGGGGGCGAGGCCGUGUCCCUUCGAGGGAUCGCCGAGCUCGAGGACAUCUUGUCGCAGACCUCGUCCAUCUCAGCUGAGAAGCUUGCUGGGUUCCUGCUGAACAAGGUUCCCACAGUGUCCACCAUUACCGCACAGCAGUUCGCCGAGGCGUUCCUGGCGGCCAUGGAGGGAGCGAAGAGGGGGGAGGACCCGAUCCUCUCCAUCACUCGGAGCCUCAAGGGGAUGGUGGCCUCCAUGUUUCAAGCGGCUCUCCUCACUGAGAACGCCGACAACCUCGGGAUGGACUUCCCUGACUUCGUCUCCUUCGGCCUCGAUCGCGCCUACGACGCUCCUCCUGCUCUGAGAAUCGCGGCUUGGUGCUGCCACAUGCGUGCGCAGGCGAGGAAGGACCCCGCAUCAGGCGGGGUCGAGCGAUGCAGCAAGAUGGACGAUCCGCAGGUCAUGUUCGAGAACAAGCUCGUGGAUCAGUGCGGGUUCCCGCUGCAGCUGGAGGUGGAGUGCAACAACGAGCUUGCCGAGGGCAUCGCCUUCUCCUGGGGGGGCGACUACUCCAGGCUCGAAGACAUCAUCGAUGCCGUCAAGCACGGACACUCGGUGGACUGGAACGACGUGCAGAACAAGUGCUGGAACACGGAGCCCGUGCAAGACAGCUCGCUGCUGGUGGAGCUGCUCUCCGUCUGCACCUCCCCUGCCAAGGUGCUUUCGGCACUCAAGAACGACAACCUGUGCUCGCUGCUCAAGAAGUCUUCUCCCUCCGACAGCCUCGCCAUUGCCAAGGACAUUCUCAAGUAUCAGAUCGGCAUGGAGAACGCCGAGGAGGACAAGUACCUGAGCCCCUACCGCACAGCUCUGUGGAUGACGAUACUCUACGACAACUCGCUCGACUCUCCGCAAGCGCUGUUGAGGGCGAUGGGUCAACCCGACGGCGGCAGCAGCGACAGGCCGACAGAGACUGAGAGCACGCUGGUCGACUGUCUGAUCUGGGCGUCGACGCACAUGCAGGACAUGAUCUCGUGCAAGAUGAGCGACAACGCAGAGGAGAAGACUGUGUUUCUCAUCCAGACGCUCGUGUCUCUCAGCAGGAAGAUGAUCCUAGCGGAUGAGCCCAUCGAGCGGAUCUCCCGGCUCUGGGGGGGAAUGUUUGCCCAGUUGCUCAGCUGCUCGGACGAGGAGGACCCGAGGCUGUCGUUCAACGACGUGCUACUGCACGUCGCUCUCUACUCGGAGGACUGCUACGACCUCUGGGAAGAACCUCUCCCCGCCCUCUGGGCUGUCGCCAAGGGGAAGGGGACAGCGUCGCAGAUCACGGACUUGUGGAGCAAGCACAGGCAGCUGCUCUUCGGCAACAACGACGCCGAGCUGGGGGUGUGGAGGAUCCUCCCCGAGAGCAGCAGCUCCAUGCUGCAUCCCAGGCUUGCGGGCGGCAUCCUGUGCACAGACGGAGAGAUCGACCUGCAGCUGCAGAUGGCGAUCCUCACCCGAGGAGGAGACGUCGACAUGGAGUUCGUGGGGGUGACUGACAGGAACUACAACAACGCCAUGAGGCUGCUGGGAGCAGCACUGGAGACUAUCAGCAAGGACGACGUGAGCAAGGUGAACGUCAAGGACGGCAAGUUCCGCUCCCUCGUCAUGGAGGCCUUGCAGAACCUACAGAACUAG
Messenger RNA from Guillardia theta CCMP2712, 12240 nucleotides. RefSeq lists its product as hypothetical. The record is from RefSeq and is a predicted model, not a curated record. Gene Ontology annotation, molecular function: ATP hydrolysis activity. The transcript has 4 exons. Bases 1 to 12240 code for a protein of 4079 amino acids. Lineage: Eukaryota; Cryptophyceae; Pyrenomonadales; Geminigeraceae.